Lindgomyces ingoldianus is the source of this 732-nucleotide messenger RNA. RefSeq lists its product as uncharacterized. Bases 1 to 732 code for a protein of 243 amino acids. NCBI's taxonomy places the organism in Eukaryota, Fungi, Ascomycota, Dothideomycetes, Pleosporales, Lindgomycetaceae. The record is from RefSeq and is a predicted model, not a curated record. The transcript is spliced from 2 exons.
AUGUUCAGCGAAGGAUCCAUUCCGGACAUAGGACGCGGUAGCGCUUCGUCACGAGUUUCCACACGCAGGAACAUUGAAAGUACACUAGCACCAUCCUCGUUCUCCAGCACAACCACGCCCACUCAACAAAUCGAGACAUUUUUCCCGAGUAUCCAAUCCUCGCCAACACAAACAACUUCAUCAUUGAAGUCCGCGGAUGUCUCUCUCAUAUCCAGCAGCGACAUCUCAACAACGCCCAUAGAAUUUUUGACCGCGACAUCCACUCCAACGCCUUCAACAUCCGCAAAUUCACCACCGGGUUCAAUACUCGAGUCCCAAAGGCCAGUGGCACAUUCCAAUCUUUCUCCGGGAAUAAUAGCUGGUAUCGUGAUCGGAACGAUUGUCGGGGUAUUACUCGUCGCCGCCGUAGCUGUUUGUUUCAGCCUUCGGUAUCGACGUCAGAACCGGUACCCCCAACCACAUGAACGCAAAUCGGAGCAUGGUGGAUACGAGGCGCUAUACUCGGCAACCGUUGCACAGGCAAAAGCGGUACACGUGACAAACUCGAAGUAUGAGAUGUCUCGGGAUAUGGCUCCACAAGGACUUCCUAUUCGAGAGUGGGAGGUUGAGAGUCCCCGGGUGUCAAUGGUCAAGGUGGGAGGGGAGAGGCCAAGGUCUUCUCGGUAUUAUGCCUUUGAGAACGAGGAUGUCAGGAAGAAUAUUGAGAGAAAGAGUACUCUUGGAAUAAAUUGA